AUGGCGUGUGGGUUCUCACCCGAGGGAGCUGGAGUCGAAAAGAAGCAAUCAGACCCCUGGAUCCCAACAUGGCCGGGGGAGGAGAUCACAUCGCGGCGAGAUGUCUUGUCAUGGAGCAACUUUGGGCUCAGGUUCCGGGCUGCGGGCCCAAGAGCUGGAGGCUCGCCCACCGACCUCAUCCCUGCAUUCAACCCCUGUCCACCCUUCCCAACGACAAGGCUACGCGAGAGUUUUGUUUUAGGCGUGCGCCGGGGGCCCUUGUGGGCACCUCCAUGCUGCAGUGGGCACCGCAAACGAGGGAGCGCUCCGCGCCGGUCUGUGCUGCCGUCGUGGCGGCGCCUUGUCCACGCUCGUUGA
This is a messenger RNA of Fusarium proliferatum ET1, 357 nucleotides long. RefSeq lists its product as uncharacterized. The record is from RefSeq and is a predicted model, not a curated record. The transcript has 2 exons. Bases 1 to 357 code for a protein of 118 amino acids. NCBI's taxonomy places the organism in Eukaryota, Fungi, Ascomycota, Sordariomycetes, Hypocreales, Nectriaceae.